AUGGCAUUCGUUGACUUGUUUAAAGGCAUCCUAAUCGGCGAUGUCCUCGAAGGUAGCCCCCAGUUCCUCUACAUUCCGCUGCCAGCAACAACAGAGAUCAGUCAACCAUGGACCAAUUACCCCUUGUAUACUCGCGACGUUAGCAUCGACAUGUCGUCCGGCCACAUCCGCAUCAAGUUCAUUGAGCUGGUUUGUCCUUUGCACUUGCCGGCUUGGGCUGCUACCACAUGGAGUACUACCACUACAGCUACAAGUCCUUGGCUCCGACUCGAGGAGUGGGACACUCACACUAUUCUCGAGGCUAGACAACUUUCGGUGGGUGACGGUGUCAACACUGCUGGGCUGCUGCCUGAGGCUUUGCAGUCUGAGGGCAAACCAGAUUUUGGGCUUCUCUUCAUUAACUUGCCAAUGUUAAGCUUACACGAAGACAACAUCGUCUGCUUCUUAGCCAAGCAGCAUUACUUAAAUAAGCAAGCGUGGGUGAUUGCUGUCGACACGGUGACGAAGAAGCUGCUAGGAGUCCAUCCUUUUCAGAUGGGAAGAUUCACAACACUGUUCUACAGCACCAUCUCUAGCCAUCUCAAUAUAAGUGCUGCAGCUUCAGGUGCAAAGGGAGACCUGGAAUGGCUAGGAACGCACCGUGAACAGCAAGGCGGCGUGGGAGCUUAUGAUGCGGAUGACAAGGAGCUGGAACAUGUGAAGCCAUGUCUGAUUUAG
Triticum turgidum subsp. durum (durum wheat) is the source of this 717-nucleotide messenger RNA. NCBI's taxonomy places the organism in Eukaryota, Viridiplantae, Streptophyta, Magnoliopsida, Poales, Poaceae. The record is from the annotation of a GenBank genome assembly.